Mytilus californianus (California mussel) is the source of this 4032-nucleotide messenger RNA. Its product is annotated as ras-related protein Rab-18-B-like. The coding region runs from base 111 to 722 and encodes 203 amino acids. NCBI's taxonomy places the organism in Eukaryota, Metazoa, Mollusca, Bivalvia, Mytilida, Mytilidae. The record is from RefSeq and is a predicted model, not a curated record. The transcript is spliced from 7 exons. Gene Ontology annotation, molecular function: GTP binding; GTPase activity.
ACCCCUAAACUGGUGACGAAAUUAACAAAACAAAGAAAUUGUGUCAUUGCAUUGAACAGCUAAACAGCAUACACACGACAAGUUGGCACAUAAGGUUCAAUAAUCUGAUAAUGGAACAAGACGUUUUGACUACAUUGAAGAUUUUAAUCAUCGGAGAAAGUGGAGUGGGAAAAUCAAGUUUGUUGUUGCGUUUUACGGAUGAUACAUUUGACCCUGAACAAGCAGCAACUAUAGGUGUUGAUUUUAAAGUGAAGACACUGCAGGUAGAAGGAAACAGAGCUAAACUUGCCAUCUGGGACACAGCAGGACAAGAAAGAUUCAGGACCCUCACACCAAGUUACUACAGAGGAGCCCAAGGGGUUAUUCUUGUGUAUGAUGUAAGUAGUCGACAGUCCUUUAGUAAACUUGAAACCUGGUUAAGUGAAUUGGAAACAUUUUCUACAAAACAUGACAUCAUAAAAAUGCUGGUUGGAAAUAAAAUUGAUAUGGAUAAAAGAGAAGUGAGUAAAGAGGAUGGAUUAAAGUUUGCCAGAAAACACCAUAUGUUGUUCAUCGAGGCCAGUGCCAAAACUAAAGAAGGUGUACAAUGUGCAUUCGAAGAAUUGGUAGAGAAGAUUAUACAGACGCCCGGACUCUGGGAAACAGACAGAAGAGGAUUGCAAUUAGAACGAGAUGGAAACACACAACAAGCAGCAUGUGGAGGUUACUGCUCUGUGAUAUGAACUUCAACAGUAUGCUGUUAUUAAAACCUUUGGUUGUCAUGAUGAAUAUUUUUUAAAAAAUCUCAAGGUGCUUUCAUAUUUAUAAAAGAUCGAUUAUGUUUGGUUGAUGUUAAAGUGUUACAAUGUAUUUAUAGUUAUUUCUAUAUAAGAUUAUGUAUCAAACCUGAUAUAUGUGUGUCAAAAAUGUGAUACACAACAAAUCUUAUUUUUAGUUACCGGUAACAAAAGAGAAAAAUUUCAGAUAUCAAUUUAAAAAAUUUAAAAAAACAAGUGUAGAUAAUAAAUACUGGUAUAUGUCAACUAAUAUGAAGCAUCAUAAAUGUCAUAGGAUAUUCAAAACCAUAAAUCUUUUAUGAAUGUUUAUAUUACACAAUGGUGUUUCAAUGCUAAAAGUGAAGAGAGAAAAGUCACUGAAAUUAUAAAGAAUGACAAAUCAUUUGAAUAAAGAAAUACGUAAUUUUUCACAUAAACUUUAAAUAGUGAGUGUUCUACAAUCGUUUAACUUGGCAUUAAAAUGCAUAUAAGGGAUCAUUACAGCCUUCUUACCAAAAGCAGGUGACUUUGCAAUACAUUUUAUAUUGAUUUACUUAAACUAUGUUUUAUUUAAAAAGCCAUUAUAGGAUACUAAAUGACCUAUAAUAAUAUAGUUAGGUGUAAAGAAGCUCACAACAAGGUAACUGUUUCCUUCGUUUAAUGCUUCCUAUAUCUUAUUUAUGAUUUGCAUCAAGUUUUCAGUUUAGGAAUCCCAGUUAUGGUCAAUCAUGUAAUUUAGAGUAGCUUUAAACAACAAUAGCUCAAUUCUGACCUACAUUUAAUCCUAAUUUAACUUAUGGGCAUCACUAAUUAGUCUUUUGUAGCUGAAAUGCACAUCUUGCAUACUAAGUUAUAAGCCUGAUAUCUUUGAUGAAUAUAUACUUUUGUUUAUUUGAAGUUAUUUUUUUUUACUUAUGUAUUUCCAAUCAUGUAAACUGGUGGUACUUAAAAGAUCUAAUACUAAGAUUUAAGCUAAAAACCCAGUCAUGGAGACAUAAAGAACCACAAACUGAAAUUAUGCAGUACACCAAUAAGUUUAAAUUACUACUUUGGAUUCAAAGAGGCAGUUGUGAGAACCCAAUGAUUUUUUAACUAUGUUUUUUUAUUGGUUAUAUCUUUUUAUGGUUCUCAAAUGUUUUUUUUUUAAAUUAUUACAAUGGGUGAUAGCAUCGAGCAAAUUGUUUUAAUUUUAGUUUAUUUUGACUGAAAACAAUUUUUUGAAUUCAGUAUACUUGUAUAUAGAAAUCUGAAAACAAUUUUUUGAAUUCAGUAUACUUGUAUAUAGAAAUCUGAAAACAAUUUUUUGAAUUCAGUAUACUUGUAUAUAGAAAUCUGAAAACAAUUUUUUGAAUUCAGUAUACUUGUAUAUAGAAAUAAGGUAAUACAUAUACAUUGGAUUUCCUGCAUACACAUGAAAUAAUUGCCACUAUAUAUCAAUUAAUCAUAGUUGUACGUUUAAAUUUAUAUGGGGGAUGAAGUAAUAACUGUCAGACUCUAAUUUAUGGAAGAAAUAUAAAUGAAUUUAAGACCAAAUUAAUAUGUAUUUCAGGUAUUUAGAACCCCCAUCUCCUUUCCCAUAUAACUGUAAGUGGAUUAGUCUUUCUAUAUUAAAAUGGGUUUUUAAUUAUUGUUAUGCUGAAUGUAAUUUAUUUGUUGAUUUUUUUAAUAUAAUAUUUACAAGCAUAGCAUAAUAUUUAUGCACAUGAGAUAUCCUGAUAGUUAUGUAGUUCUUUUGUUUAUAAUCCUCUUGUUAGUGAUGGGUUUUUAUUAUGCAUUUAAAAUACUGUAAAUUCAGAAAUUAUUGCCAGGCUUUUUAUUUAUGCCACUGAAUGAGUAUCCCAAUAAUAAGAGCUGGCAUUCUGAUAACUGUAGGCAGAAUUUCUUGAAAUCGCAAUUAUUAAUCUCCCAUUUUUGCCCUUUCUUCAAAAAUCACAGUAAUGCACACAAUAUUUUCUGAAUUUACAGUAACACUUAUCAUUGAUUUUAAUUUGUUGAUUGUGUAUAUCAUUGUAUAUAUUUUAUUUUAAAUGUUAUGUGCAUAUAUAUGAAUUAAGAUUGUAUUUGUAAAGUUUGAUUGCUGUAUUUGUAAGUUAGAGUGCAUAUUUUAGACCCCAUAGAGUGAACCUUUAACCAUUAAAUGAGGUUCAGAAAUAAAUACCUGUAUUGAAAUUCACAAAAUACAAUACUUAUUUUAUUUAUUAUUGACCACAAGCCGACAGAACAUCCAAAUAUGUGACCUAAAAUUUAUCCAUGGAAAAAUCUUUGCAACAAGAGCAAAUUUAACAUGCACACUAAUACAUUUAUUAUGAUGUUAGGUAAUAAUCCUGUUUGGUACAUUUAAAUGAUUUUAAAAAUUCGGACCGGUAAUAUAUUUUGUCAAUUUUAUCAUACAUAUCAUGAAAACAAUGAGAGAUCAAAAGAUACUGGCUCUUUAAUGCAUUCUAGUCUAAGUCUAAGAUCUGUUUGUUAGGAUAAAUUAGGGAACAUUUUCUCCUCAUAUUACUUGGAAUAGCAUUGAAAAGUUACCUAGACUCAUUGUCGAAAAUUUGAUGAUGUAAUAAUUGAUUGCUAAAUACAUUGUUAUAGGCGCUUAAAUUUUCCAAAAUAUUACUGGAAUAGUUGCAGGCAACUGUCAGUGAUAUUGGUAACAAAGUAGUGGCAAAACUAGACAAAAAAAUGAUAGCCAGAGCCAAGUUUGGAUUCUGAAUGGCCAAUUGAAAAAACAUUCUGAAAGAAUGAGGCGAAAUGCUUUGAAACUUCAGGGGAUUAAUCACAGCUAUCUUUUCAAAGCUUAUUUUAUAAAAAAUUAUCCUUUGAGCAAUCAAGGAGCCUCCAGUUGUGUUGUUAUUACAGGAAUUUAGGAAUAUUCUUUCACAAAGUAUGAAAUUAUGGUUCAGUGUUUAUGUUAUGUAAAGCAACAGAAAAAUAGGUAUUUACUGUAAAUUCAGAAAUUAUUGCGAGGUUUUUAUUAAUGGAAAUAAUGUGACUGGAUGAGAAUUGCAAUAAUAACGAACACGCAUUCUGAUAAUCUUUAUGCUUUUCCUGAAAUUGCUACAAUUCAUUUCGCUUUUUUGUUCAGUUUUCAAAAAUCGCAAUUAUAAAUGCACACAAUAAUUUCUGAAUUUACAGUACUUGAAAAUGAGCAAACUUUUUAUUUGUAUGAUAAUGCAUUUUCUUAUGAAUUUAUUUAAAUCUAAUGAGUGGUGAAGAAUUGCUUUAUCUAUUAGUAUGUAUACAGAAUCAUAAUAAGAAGGAAAAAUUAAAAUUUCGAAACUGC